AUGGAAGACAUAAAACAAGUCCCGUCCUUUCUUAUGAAAUUAUAUGAGAUUUUAGAAGUAAUUUAUACUCCGCUAUUCUUGAGUCUGAAUAAGCUGCAAUAUGUUGGAAUAAGGAGGGAACAACAUUUUAGAUCCAAGAUCCUGCAUAUUUAACAGACCAGAUUCUGCCCCAAUACUUUAAACAUCGAAACUAUUAGAGUUUUUUGAGGUAGAAUAUAAUGUCAUUUUAAUUAGAUAGCUUAAUAUGUAUGGGUUUAAGAAAUUGAAAAAUAAAUAAGGGAAAAGUGAGUUCUAGCAUUAGUAAUUUAGGAAGGGAGUAAAGUAUGAGUGAACUUAUUUUCAUAAGAAAUAAUCUACCAAAAAUUAAGCGUCGAAAUCAAGAAGAUAUAAAGUAAAGUCUUGAGACAUUGACUAAAGAAUUUCAAUCAGAAUCCUACUUAAAUGAACAUGAAAAAAUGAGAAAGUAGCUUAUGCAAAUACAAUCAGAUUAACAGAGACUAUUAUAAGAAAUAAGAUUCUAAAUGGAUCGUAAUAAGAAAUUAUGUAGAGAUACCCUAGAUAUUACUGAUGUAAGUUUGUUUAAACUAUAAUUAGAAAAUAAAUCAAAUAAAAAAUUAUUCUAUAUCAAAACUUAAUAAACUAAUAGUUAUAAUAUAGAAACUUCCUUAAGACGCUUAAAUAAGUAAGAUGGCAAUUUUGAAAGAUAAAAUUUUAAGAAAAUUAGAAACAAUAGAAAUUGAAAAUUAAGCAAAGGAUUUGUCAUUUGAUAAAUAGGAUUCGAAUAGUUAUUAUGAGCCUAAUUUAACAGGAGUUAAAAGUCCUGCAGGAUACUCACCUAAAACUAAAUGA
Molecule: messenger RNA, 849 nt
Organism: Paramecium sonneborni
Lineage: Eukaryota; Ciliophora; Oligohymenophorea; Peniculida; Parameciidae
Source: the annotation of a GenBank genome assembly